This is a messenger RNA of Lodderomyces elongisporus, 1869 nucleotides long. RefSeq lists its product as uncharacterized. The transcript has a single exon. NCBI's taxonomy places the organism in Eukaryota, Fungi, Ascomycota, Pichiomycetes, Serinales, Debaryomycetaceae. Bases 1 to 1869 code for a protein of 622 amino acids. The record is from RefSeq and is a predicted model, not a curated record.
AUGGCUCAAACAUCUGCAACUGCAGCUACAACUACCCAAGAUCAAGUAUUAGCUCGAGGUGAACAGUCAUUACUGAAAAAUUUUAAAGAUCUUAUUACUCAGCUACCGUCACAGAGUAUUAUUGAAUCAUACAGGUUAAGUUCUGUGUGUGUGGCGUCUACAAAUGAAACCACGGAGUCCAAAAUCAAGAUGCAAUUAUUGCAUUUUCUUGAAGAGAAAAAUUACAAACAAAUCGCCAACGUGCUCGAAACAUGGUCUGCUCAGGAUGUUGAUGGAAUGAUUGAAACCUUGGGGAGAAAAACUAUAGCAGAUCUCAUUAAAGCGAUUAUUCAGGAUGUUCGACGCGAGACUUUUGAAACGCUUCUUAGUUUCCCAAUAGAAAACAUUGCUAAACAGCGUAAAAUUCCAUUAACCUCUACAGGAUCAGGAUCAGGAUCAUAUAGUUUAUAUGGAAAGAUGAACAAGUUGCAAGGCAAGUUGAAUAAACCAAAGGUUAAAUCAGAUCGAUUCAAAUCUGUUCACCAAGUGAGACAAAUUUAUCAAAACAUUUUAUACGUCCAAGGCCAAGAACAUUUCUACGAACGUGAAAAGAGGGUGGAUAUAUACAACAGCUCUAACCUUACCGGACAUAAGCUUACAGCGUGCGAUUAUGAGAAUUUAAUGACUUUGGAAAUAAACCACUUGAAACCUGACUUGGCUAGUAAAUGGCUUCGACAAUUUAAACUUUCACAUGGCGAAAAUUGGAGGGAUCAAAUGACUCCGCGCAUGUGGACCUUGGCUGUGCAAACAGAACUUUAUGGAAAUGAUAGACUUUGGAGCAUUACUCGCAAAGAUUUCUCAUCUUUCUCAAAACAUCAAGCCAAGUCCAAGUUCAGACCGCGUGGAAAUCUAACAUUCAAUGACAUCAAGGGUCAUUUGGUUGAAUUCGACCUUGAGUUCCAUAGAUCGUGUUUGCUUUCUUAUGCAUAUAGUCACCAGGUUGAUAAACUUCAGACAUAUAUAAAAUCUUUAUGGAACAUUGAUUCCAAUGGAAAAUUAGUUGGCGCAAAACUUUCGCAAGAUAGUCAUUUGUAUCCUGAUUACAAGCUUGUUAUUACAAUAUUAGUUGCAUUUUCCCAUGCCGGAGACUUUUUUUCCGGGGUCAAAUAUGUCAAUGCUUUCCAAAAUGAAUAUGGAGUGCACGGUCAAGUAGGUGCAAAAACACUUUAUGAACAGUUGUUUAAGUGGGCCGAUGUGAGCACAAACUAUACAGAAGAAUCAGCACUUAAAUAUCUUCUCAAGGAAAGCAAAUAUGCACGAGGACUGGAAAUUGAGCUUGAAGAUGCCAAGAACGAUGCAAAUUUCGAUUAUGAUGGAUAUUUGCAAAUGAUCAAUAGACUCAAGUCUGAUCGAAGCUUAAUCUUUGACCAACUAUGGAAGCUGAUGCAAUCUUCUGACCCUGAUGUGCCAUUUUCGACCUCUACAUACAAAAUAUAUUUGGAACACUUGAGAGAAGAGCCAGAUGAAACAAGACUUUAUCAUUACUUAGAAUGUUUAUUGAAGCAGUACAAUGCCAAUUUCGUUGAUCCAGAGUCAUUUACAAAAAGAUCGGGGUUGGGGUUCACGGUAGUUAAAGAUCCGUCAACUGCAAUUCAUAUAUAUUACCUUGAAGCUAUGAAGGAUAUCAUUGACUUGAAAGGGUUCUCCAAAAAAUUGGGUCAAAUUGAACCCUUGAUUGAGAAAUGGAGUCUUGAUAAGGAGAUGGAGGAGGAUUUGAGAAUAUGGUUAGAGGAAAGGCUACCGCUAUACAAGGAGAACUUGGAGCAAGAGCGUCAAAAGUUUGAAGAAAACUUGUCGAAAGAAGAGGACUCUUUUCUUGAUUUGAUAUAG